GCUUUGCCCUCCAGGGUCCUCUCCCUUCACUCCACCGCGCUCUAAGGACCCCGGCCUCGACCCAGAGUGACUUGCUUCCCGUGAGCCUCUGCUCCCGCGCGCCGGCGCUCCUGCUCCCUACCCAGCAGCCCCCGCGCGGCCCCGCACAGCGGACACCCAGGACUCCAAGAUGGCGUCCGUCGUACCACUGAAGGAGAAGAGACUUAUGGAUGUCAAAAUAGCGGAGCUGCCCAGCUGGAUACUGAUGCGGGACUUCACCCCACGUGGCAUUUUUUGGGGAGUUCGGAGAGGUUAUGACCGGUAUUACAACAAGUAUGUCAACGUGAAGAAGGGAAGCGUCGCUGGGAUUUCCAUGGUGCUGGGAGCUUACGUGGUUUUCAACUACUGCCGUUGUUACAAGAAACUCAAACAUCAGCGGUCACGUAAGUACCACUGAGGAAGCCAGUGGAGAGGACGCCGUCUGCAUUCCUGGCUGUGGUUGCUUUGGCCCUGGCACCCUUUCCCCCUCGAGGAACAGUCCUUUCACACCCCGAUUGACAACUAGUGUCCAAUAAAAGACAGGUAUACGUGG
This is a messenger RNA of Loxodonta africana (African savanna elephant), 571 nucleotides long. RefSeq names its product ATP synthase membrane subunit f (gene ATP5MF). The coding region runs from base 170 to 436 and encodes 88 amino acids. Gene Ontology annotation, molecular function: proton-transporting ATP synthase activity, rotational mechanism. Gene Ontology annotation, biological process: proton motive force-driven mitochondrial ATP synthesis. NCBI's taxonomy places the organism in Eukaryota, Metazoa, Chordata, Mammalia, Proboscidea, Elephantidae. The transcript is spliced from 4 exons. The record is from RefSeq and is a predicted model, not a curated record.